Messenger RNA from Vigna angularis (adzuki bean), 845 nucleotides. RefSeq names its product DNA-directed RNA polymerases II and IV subunit 5A. The coding region runs from base 100 to 720 and encodes 206 amino acids. Gene Ontology annotation, molecular function: DNA-directed RNA polymerase activity; DNA binding. The transcript has 3 exons. Gene Ontology annotation, biological process: DNA-templated transcription. NCBI's taxonomy places the organism in Eukaryota, Viridiplantae, Streptophyta, Magnoliopsida, Fabales, Fabaceae. Gene Ontology annotation, cellular component: RNA polymerase I complex; RNA polymerase II, core complex; RNA polymerase III complex. The record is from RefSeq and is a predicted model, not a curated record.
GGCGCGUAUUCACCUUCAUUUAAAAGAGCAAACUUUAGGGCAAACGAAGAAAGGUAACUUCGAAGAAGAGAAUUUGGGAGCAAAAGCGAAGUGAAGGAGAUGGUGCUUCCUGAUGAAGAAAUUUCGAGGCUCUUCCGAAUCAGGAAGACGGUGAUGCAGAUGCUGAGGGACAGAGGCUUCCUGGUGGGGGACUUCGAGAUCAACAUGUCCAAGCACGAGUUCAAAUCCAAGUACGGCGAGCACAUGAAACGUGAGGACCUCGUCAUCAACAAGUCCAAGAAGGACAACUCCGGCGACCAGAUCUACGUCUUCUUCCCGGAGGAGGCCAAGGUCGGCGUCAAAACCAUGAAGACUUACACUAACCGCAUGAACUCCGAAAACGUCUACAGAGCCAUUCUCGUCACUCAGACCAACCUUACCCCCUUCGCCAGAACCUGCAUCAGCGAAAUCUCUUCCAAAUUUCACUUGGAGGUUUUUCAGGAGGCGGAGCUGCUGGUGAAUAUUAAAGAGCAUGAACUUGUCCCUGAACAUCAGGUUCUCACUGAUGCUGAGAAGAAAACCUUGAUUGAGAGAUACACUGUGAAAGAAACUCAGCUACCUAGGAUUCAGGUGACAGAUCCUGUAGCAAGAUAUUAUGGAUUGAAACGUGGUCAAGUUGUGAAGAUUAUUCGGCCGAGUGAAACUGCUGGAAGAUAUGUUACAUAUAGAUUUGUUGUAUAAGAAUGUUAUAACUUAUUGACUACAUUACUUUUUAGGAUAUGUUGCAUAGUAAUGGACAGGGAUGUGAAGCUUGUGGAAUCAAAGUCCCAUUUUUAUAUCGAAAUUGAUUGAUGCUGUUAUGAACA